AUGUAUAGGCCUGGUGACAUUAGUGCCUUGAAAGAGUCAUCAGAGCCAAAUCCCGGGCCAAACGCUCCAUUAAACCUAGAAAGCGACGAAAUUUGGCAUCCUUCAGAAGUAACAACAACUUCAACUGAACUUUUAGACCCCAGACAAGUGCCGGAAUAUGAAAUGAAGUUCAAACAAGCUGUCACUACUGAAGAUGUUUUUCUGGGGAUGGGUUUCAAAACUCCAGGAUCAGCCUCUUGUGAAUGGAUAACACUUUCGAUAAAACUACCGAGCGAGUCGAUGAAAAAUAUUGAACUUACUGUCGAAUCAGAUUUAAUAGACGUACGGAGCCCUAAGUACCGAUUGUAUUUGCCGACUCCUCACUCUAUUGAUCCGAACAAUUCGUCAGCCAAGUGGCUCAAUAACAAGGAUACACUUGAGCUUACUUUGAAGCUUGUCCGUGAAUUGGACGGAAUUAAUUUUUAA
Molecule: messenger RNA, 465 nt
Organism: Cotesia congregata
Lineage: Eukaryota; Metazoa; Arthropoda; Insecta; Hymenoptera; Braconidae
Source: the annotation of a GenBank genome assembly